Messenger RNA from Cercospora beticola, 1545 nucleotides. RefSeq lists its product as uncharacterized. Gene Ontology annotation, molecular function: metalloexopeptidase activity. The record is from RefSeq and is a predicted model, not a curated record. Lineage: Eukaryota; Fungi; Ascomycota; Dothideomycetes; Mycosphaerellales; Mycosphaerellaceae. Gene Ontology annotation, biological process: proteolysis.
AUGAAGUUCUCUCUGCUCGCCCGCGCUUUUUCUACGGCACUGUUGGUUGGUGCUCAAGAGGAUGAGGCCAGGAAAGGAAGUUCAAAAUGGGAGUCGGCAGCGUCAAGGGUCUUGUCCAGGCAGCUGCAACGCUCAAUCACCACAAAUGGCUUGAUGGAAAACCUCCAGAAGCUAGAUGACAUCGCCAAGGCAAAUGGUGGCAACCGCGCCUUUGGCCUUCCCGGCUACGAUGCAUCUAGAGAUUUUGUUCUCUCAAGAGUCGGCAAGUCUCGCUCCUGGAAAUCAUGGACUCAGGAAUUCCCAGCGCUGUAUAACGAUGUCGUUUCAAUCACAUUCCGCAUCGGCGAGACCGAGUAUUACGUGUUUGGACCAACUUAUUCUCCUUCGACAAGUCCGGAAGGUCUCACCGCACCGCUCGUUCUCGGUCCAAAUGGCACGACUGCAUGCACUGUAGAGGGCUAUAGCGGUUUGGACGUGACAGACAAGAUGGUGCUCGUUCAAAGAGGAACUUGUCCAGAUGGCUCUACAAUUGCAGGCCGAAUCCGUGCUGCUGUGGCAGCUGGAGCAAACAGUGUGAUCUUGUACAACAAUGUUCCUACCAAAGUUACAGGCGGAACUCUUUCUCGACCAGAUCCCGUUGGCUUCCGACCAAGCGGAUUCAUCAACCAGGACGAUGGCGAGGCUCUCAAAGCACGUCUUGAAGCAGGAGAGGAGCUUGAAGGCUACCUCCAGCACACCCAAACCAUUGAGGAGAGGAUCACUCAAAAUGUUUUCGCAGAAUCGAAGGGCGGUGACCCUCGGAACGUGAUUAUGAUGGGAGCUCACUUGGACUCCGUCAAAGCCGGUGCUGGCAUCAACGAUGAUGGAAGCGGUUCCUCUCUGCUCCUUGAGAUUUUCGAUGGUCUGCAGCGUGCUGGUUUCCGUAACAAGAUCCGCCUGGCAUGGUGGGGAGCUGAGGAGAACGGAUUGGUUGGAAGCAGAUUCUACACUGCUGGAAUAAACAACACCAAAGAGGCCGACAACCUUGUGACAUACCUCAACUUCGACAUGGUCUCACGAGGCUACUACGGCGUCUUCGAUGGCGACGGAAGCACUCACGGGACAGCUGGCGCGCCAGGUUCAGAUGUCAUCGAAAAGCUAUUCGUCGAUCACCUCACAGCACAAGGCUUCAACGUAACCCCUGCAGUUUUCACUGGUGGCAGUGACUAUGCGAGCUUUAUGUCUACGCUCAACAAGCCAGUCGGGGGUCUGCACACCGGAACUGGAGUGGACCAGGACGCUUGCUACCACCAAGAGUGUGACGUUUACGACAACGCAAACCCAGCGCAAUUGACGACCAAUGCUCGAGCAGCUGCGCAUGUCCUGGCAACGCUUGCCAUGGAGGGGCACAAGAUCAUUCCAAAGGGACCAAAGAAGGCGACCAGAGAUGUGCCCGCUCCUGUAAUCAUGGAGCGCGCCAUGCUUGGUGCCAUGGAAGACCACGAAUUGUUCGGCUUCCCAGAAGUCGAGGGCGAGAGACACACUGGAUGCGGACAUGAUAUCUAG